Molecule: messenger RNA, 1914 nt
Organism: Aspergillus sclerotioniger CBS 115572
Lineage: Eukaryota; Fungi; Ascomycota; Eurotiomycetes; Eurotiales; Aspergillaceae
Gene: vosA
Product: protein vosA
Exons: 10
Coding region: 407-1714 (435 amino acids)
Source: RefSeq, a predicted model, not a curated record
CCCGGACGCAAGUGGCAGCCCAGCGGUGAUUUCCUCACGGCUUCUCCACUCCGGUAGUUGGGUCGAAGGUCCAGCUCCAGCUGCUACGGACUGACUAACUAGUCAAUCAUACCGUCGCGUCCAUCUUUAACCAACCCCAACUCCCCUCUUCCACCCCACCGAGUAUCCUUCUCUCUUCUAGUGCUUCGUCGAACCACAAGUCGUUCGGUGCCAGGUUCCAGAGACCCAACUGUUCUUCCCUGCUGUUAAUCCGCCGGUUCGUUCUUUGUUUCUUCAUCAUAUCUCACUUUUCCCCUGGCCACCUACUGCUGUUCAGACGUGGUUCGCAGCUGUCGUCCUCGCGGAUAUCCGACUCGGAUCCUUUGGCUCCCAUAUUCUUAGUUCGUACCCUUGAGAGCUCGCCUUGAUGAGUGCGUCGACGUUUCCGGACGCUUCCCUUGCCCGCGAUUCUCAGAGCUCUGACUUUGACCUGAUCGUUCGCCAGCAGCCCAACCGGGCGCGCGUGGCUGGUGGGAAGGAGAAAGAACGCAAGCCAGUAGAUCCACCCCCGAUUGUGCAGAUUCGAGUAAGAGAGGAGGGGACCUACCUCGCACAACACUACUUGCAAAGUCCCUACUAUUUUAUGUGCUGCAGCUUGUAUGAUGCUUCAGAGGAUAAUCCAGUCCAGGUGGCCCCGUCCACCGCUUUGACUGGUACCUUGGUUUCGUCCCUCCACAGGUUGAAAGACGUGGAUAACAGUGAUGGAGGAUUCUUCGUGUGGGGAGACUUGUCUGUGAAAAUCGAGGGUGAUUUCCGACUCAAGUUUACUCUUUUCGAAAUGCGAAAGGACAUUGUUACCCAUUUGAAAUCCACCAUCACGGAAAGAUUCACUGUGUACCCGCCGAAGAGUUUUCCCGGCAUGGCAGAGUCGACGUUCUUGUCCAGAUCGUUCGCGGACCAGGGUGUGAAGUUGAGAAUCCGCAAGGAGCCCCGAACAUUAAUCAAACGACCUGUUCCCCGGCCGGAGGAAUAUCCACAGCCGAUUCCACGCUCUCCCGACCGUUCUUCUAUCCAAAUGCCAAGCAAUGCGUUUAGCGGCUAUCCUCCAACGAGUAGAGACUACGCGUACUACGGGCAAGCGCAUACGAGUAAGCGGCCGCGGAUGUCUUCGAUAGAUCUUGGUACUCGAGGCAUGUAUGACACUGAUGGGCGCAUGCGUCAGAUGGAUGCAUACCCCCAGACGGCCAUUUACAAUCAGGCAGGAGGCUACCCGACUCCUAUCAUGCAGGGGUAUCCCACGGGGCACACGGCGGUUCCAGACUAUGCGAUGUCGUACGGAAUCCCGUCGUCCACGCAGGUACCCCAGAUGCAAGACCCUGGGGCACACGGUCGUUCCAGCCAACAAGCCUCGAUGCAGUCCUUGGGAAUGGUCAACGCAGCACCUGGUACUCCUACAGCGGACUCGACCGGAGCAAUGAUGCCACAAGGCUACGCUCGUUCGCAAUACCAGACUGGGACGGGGUCCACAAUCCUUCCUCCUUUGCAGCGGAAUCGAAACUACACACAAGGAACCAACGGUGCGGGAACACGAGGCUAUUUUGACCAAACCUCUCAAGCGGCCACUCCAGUUCUCCCAUCGCAGCCCAUUGCCACCAAUGACGUGGAUAGAUAUGGUUCUACUCCUGGUCAGGCGGCGUAUGAGCAUCCUGUUUCAGCGAAUGGGACUCCUCGGUGAAUGGAUUUCGAGUGCCUAGCUGCUUUGUUUGGUGUUUGUGGUCUCGAUCUACGGCUGAAUUCGCGGGCUCUUCUUCUCUUUGCUUUUACCUCGUGGGAUAGACAGUGGGACGGGUGUUUACUUUUAUUGGGACAAGAAUCGGGGUCUCUGGGGAUAAAUGGCGCCUGGGGGAUCAAAAUGGUAUAACCAUACUACAGGUG